Molecule: messenger RNA, 474 nt
Organism: Lodderomyces theae
Lineage: Eukaryota; Fungi; Ascomycota; Pichiomycetes; Serinales; Debaryomycetaceae
Gene: DUT1
Product: bifunctional dITP/dUTP diphosphatase
Exons: 1
Coding region: 1-474 (157 amino acids)
Biological process (GO): dUMP biosynthetic process; dUTP catabolic process
Molecular function (GO): dUTP diphosphatase activity; magnesium ion binding
Source: RefSeq, a predicted model, not a curated record
AUGACAACUGAACCAGUAAAAAGACAAAAAUUAGAAUCUACCGAAAGUCUUAAAGUCUACUUGCGUUCCGAAAACGGUAAGUUGCCAACGAAAGGAUCGGCACUCGCUGCCGGUUACGACUUGUACUCCUCGGAAGAUGCAACGAUCCCUGCUCACGGUCAAGGAUUAGUCAGCACUGAUAUUUCCAUAAUUGUGCCCGUUGGUACUUAUGGUCGUGUAGCACCACGUUCUGGUCUUGCCGUCAAGCACGGAAUCUCCACUGGAGCUGGUGUAAUUGAUGCUGAUUAUCGUGGAGAAGUUAAAGUUGUCUUGUUUAACCAUGCAGGUAAAGACUUUGACAUCAAAAAGGGUGACAGAAUUGCUCAAUUGGUUUUGGAGAGAAUUGUUAAUGCUGAUAUUGAACAAAUCGAUUUGGAAAAGUUGGAGAAAACUGAACGUGGUGAAGGAGGAUUUGGGUCUACUGGUAAGAAUUAG